CCCUUGUUUACCAGAAAGUGAAGAAAAUAGAAACCCAUUGAGGAAAAAUCAAAGUCCAAUAAAGCCAUCAAAUUAUACCCAAAAAAUCAAUUCAAUGGCAGAACAAGAACCCACAAUUCAAUUACCAAAACAACAAGAAAAUAAAUCAAUAAUCUCUUCUAUAUUCCUCAUCAAAAUCAUGAGCAAAAGAAGAACAUGGGUCUUCCUCUUCAUAUCUGUUUACGCAAUUUUGCUAUCGAUUUCUUGGAAUUUCCUCAAAUCAGUACUUUCUUGGUACGAAUCAACUAUUUCAGCUAAUUCUUCAAACCCCACAAUCUCAGUUUCUUCUGGGUGGCCUGCUUUAUAUGCAUCUGUGUUAUUAGGUGUAGCUUUUGGGGUUCUUUCAAUGGUGGCAGCUUUAGCUGUAGCUCUACCAGCUACUUUAGUCACUUGGAUUACAAUUUUGGUUUUGUUAACUUUUGCUGGAAAACCCAGAAGGGAUUUGGUGUUAGAAGGCAAGAAAUUGACUCUUGAUAUUACUGGAUUUGUUAUUAAGAUUUUGAUUAAAGAAGGGAAUGUUGCUGCUGCUUUUUGUGCUGUUCUUGCUUAUUUUGUUCUGCUCAUUACAAGGAAUAAACAAGAACAAAUUGGUGUUGAUGAUCAUUGACUCAAUUUUGGGCAAUUUGGAAUUUGUAGCUUUCAUGCACUUGGACAAAAUUCACAUCUUCCACCAACAAGAUAUCUCUCACGAAGAAUCACAUAAUCUUUGGGAAAUUAGGAAAUUGUAAUUGUAAUUUCUUUCUAAAUUAGUUUGUGUACAAUUAGAUUGUCUUUUUUUUUGGGGGGGGGGGGGGCGGGGG
This is a messenger RNA of Solanum dulcamara, 839 nucleotides long. RefSeq lists its product as uncharacterized. The coding region runs from base 95 to 646 and encodes 183 amino acids. The transcript has a single exon. Lineage: Eukaryota; Viridiplantae; Streptophyta; Magnoliopsida; Solanales; Solanaceae. The record is from RefSeq and is a predicted model, not a curated record.